Ixodes scapularis (black-legged tick) is the source of this 1116-nucleotide messenger RNA. RefSeq names its product piggyBac transposable element-derived protein 4. The transcript has 3 exons. The coding region runs from base 1 to 1116 and encodes 371 amino acids. NCBI's taxonomy places the organism in Eukaryota, Metazoa, Arthropoda, Arachnida, Ixodida, Ixodidae. The record is from RefSeq and is a predicted model, not a curated record.
AUGCCAAGUCAAGCUUCGCCCGCCGCAACCCUUUGUGCCACCGCCACCCGCCAGCUCGUCAAGCCUCAUGAGCAGCCCAAGCUGGCUUCUCCAACGCCCUUACCAGCUCUGCCCUCAUCGGUUGUCCCAUUGAUAGGGGCCAACCUCAACGACAGUGACCGAAACAGGAUUCAAGCCCCCAUCUCAAACAGCCACGCGCCUCUCUUCGCCACACACGAGCAAGACCUCGACCUUCACAUGGGGACGGACGACAGCAUCGACCCGGUUCCCAGAGCCACCCCAUACUGCCACCAGCCGUACGGCCAGUGCAACGACAAGCUCUACAAGUCGAGGCCACUGAUAGAUGGGCUGAAUCGGCAGUUUCAACUAGCCUAUGGUCUGAGACGAGAGGCCUGCGUCGACGAAUCCAUCAUACUCUUCAAAGGAAGAUCAUCAAUGAAGCAGUAUAACCCCAUGAAACCGAUCAAACGCGGCUACAAGAUUUGGUGCUUGGGAGAUAUGUCGGGAAAGGGCUACACGCUUUUCUUCGACAACUACUUCUCCUCCGUGCCACUGAUGGCGAAGUUGAAAAUGGAAAAAACAUGUGCCUGUGCCACAAUACGGAGCAACCGAAGGCAGCUUCCAGAACUUCGCUCUGACAAGAGCUUGACACGGGGAGAGCACGACUUCAAAACUACAGAGGAAGGAAUAACUCUCUUUAAAUGGAAAGACAACAAGGUAGUCUACAUUAUUUCGAACUACCAUGGCUGUGAAGUGGGAACUGUGGAAAGAACGGAGCGAGACGGCACAAAAAUAAUUGUCUCGUGCCCGACUGCGCUCUCGGACUACAACAUGUUCAUGGGAGGUAUUGACAAGGCAGACAUGCUACGGAGUAUGUAUGGAACCGACAGAAAAUCGAAGAAAUGGUGGCACCGUUUGUUUUUUGGUUUCCUGGACAUAUCUCUUGUAAACAGCUAUGUCGCCUACUGUGAGUUCAACGAAAAGAUCCCCUACCUGGACUACAAGCGCUCCGUUGUGAUGGGACUCCUCACCAUGGGACAGUCGUCUAGUCGAAAAAGGGAUUCAGGUAGCAAAGACGGUGGACAGUGUCUCAAGCGGCGCAAAUCCUCCUACUGA